AUGGUGUUCUUUGCCAUCCAUGGAUCAGCUAGGCUUCUUAAAAUAAGUCUAAUGCUAGCAUGGUAUAUGAAUGCUAUAUGGUUGGGCUUAAUGGAGGUAAUUCAUAUUGUAGUGUAUUUAUUCCAAAUCCCACAUUCUUUGGAUGGAGAAACGGGUCACAAGAAUUAUCGGAGCAAGGGUUCAUUAGUCUUAAAAAAUUAUGAAAGGCAAGAUGCAACUCUACUUAGAUUGAGAUGUUGGGGAGUUCAUUAUUCCAGUUCCUCAUGUCAAACAAGCGAAGGUGGGCGGCUUGUAAUUUCAAGUGAUGGAGUAUGGGAUGCUCUUUCCACUGAAUCAGCUCUAGAAUGCAGUCACAGAUUGGCUCUGAAAUCAGCAGCAGCACAAAUUGAAUCAACUCUGGAAUGCAGUCGCGGAUUGGCUCUGGAAAAUUGUCAAAUUACGGAAACAAAAAAAAUGUCAAAUUUGUAAUAAAAUAUUAUGCAAUGGAUUCUAUUUUUUGUAUAUGACAUUUUGUAUGACAUUAAAUUAUGAAAUGGAUUAUAUUUUUUGUAUA
Messenger RNA from Lactuca saligna, 553 nucleotides. Lineage: Eukaryota; Viridiplantae; Streptophyta; Magnoliopsida; Asterales; Asteraceae. The record is from the annotation of a GenBank genome assembly.